AAGCAGCCGUCGGCUCAAUGAAGUGGCUGGCGCUGCUGGCGCUGAGCCAGGUGCUGGCGCACAGCAGCGCCCUUCCAGCGGAGCUUGAGGAUGGAGGUGACCAGGAGGAGGACGCAGACAAUGAAGAAGACCUAGACGUCGAGGAGGCUCCGGUUCCGGCUGCGUCUCUGGCGCAGGUGAGCGCUUCCAAGGUGAGCGCGGGCCUCGCGAAGCAAAGCGCGGCGGUCGCCAACAGCGCCCAAGCUGCCCCGCCGAAGAUUCCUGACGUGCUGCCUUCUGGCUUCGACGCCAUCUCCUUCCUGGCAGAGAGCGAAAAUGCCGAGGAGGCCGCCUUAACAGCGGAGGCAGAUGCGGUGCAGGCACAGGCGCAGGAGGCGCGCUCCGGCGCCUGGCUGCGGCGAAACUUGGCGCGCCUGCGGAACCACUCGGCGGAGGACGCGGACCUGGCCUUGGCGGUGAAGGCGGCGCGCCAGAGCCUGGCGCAGAAGGCGCCCUUCGCGGCGAAGACGUGGGCCAAGGCCCGGCGGGCGCGGCAGGCGGCGCUGCAGGCGACCAAGGCAGUGCCCUUUCUGGGGCAGUCCGGCAGCUUGCGGAGCUUCGGGCCGGAAAGAUGUGUCACCACCUGGCGCGGUAGCUCGGGCUCCUGCUUCCUCCGCAGCGACUGUGACGGGGUGCCCGACUUCGAUUUCUUCGACAUCGGCUUCUUGUGCGAGGGUUCCGACAAGGUGGAGGAGCACCGAUUCGGCGCGGGAGUGUGGGGCCGUAGGGAAGUGCAGGACACUGCUGUGCAGUGCGGGCGCUGCCUUCCGCUUGAGAAGGCCACAGCUGCAGCCCUGAGCAAGGAGGUCCGAUCGCUGAAGAGCUCCCUGUCCACGGUGACUGAGCGCUUUUCGGCGCUGCAGGCUGAGGCAAAUCGCCUGCGCAGGUAGCUAAGCCCCGAAACCAGACUGGGUCCCCCAGUAGUGCCCUU
This is a messenger RNA of Effrenium voratum, 970 nucleotides long. The record is from the annotation of a GenBank genome assembly. NCBI's taxonomy places the organism in Eukaryota, Dinophyceae, Suessiales, Symbiodiniaceae.